CCUAUUAUUCGCGACAGAUAUUAUAUAUCUACCAUCUCCUAUCUGGCGCAUUAUAUCUAUUACAUCCCUCCAUUCUACUAUACGAGGCUUCUACUCUUUUGGCUACCAUAUAUUUCUACAUCUUCUCUGACUUCCACCACUGACAAUCUAUCAAGAAUAUACAUCACCACGAAAAUGGUACAGAACAAAGCCCCAGAGAAGGAACGCUGCAUACCAUUUUCAGCAGGCCUUCCCAUCUUCGACGAGGCCACUGGCAAAUACGUCCCUCGCAAACCCGCAGCGAGGCCAGUGACGAAACGAAACUGCUCCCCAGUCAAACUUCGAGACAUGACCCCUUUCCACAAGGGAUAUGAUGCCGUUCACAAGAACAAACGGGCCAAAAUGACUAUUUCCGCGGAGUCUAAGAGACGAAUCUCGUCCAUUGACUAUGAGACCGAACCGGAAUAUAACAGAUCUCGCUUUCUCGGACACGGAGAUGGAAAGAAUCCGCCUGUUUGGAAUCCUUAUACUGGGAAAUACGAGCGACUCUCUUUCAAUGAGUUCGGAGCGUAUGAGUCGCAAUCGGGCAGUGCCUUGGGCGCGCGGCCUGGAAACUAUGGGGUUGUUCAUGGAACAACGGAACAAAAGGGCACCGUCAGACGGAAGAACGGUGGCCUGGAAGCGGAUAAUCCUGUCGUUCUGUUUCCUGGAGAGCCACUCGUGGUGGCGACGCGCAAAGCCCUGGAGCUAGAGAAAGAAUUCCCAGGAAUGCCUCUGGAUAAAGCGCUUGCUCAAAAGAAGCGCAGGAUUGCGUCGGAGAAGGAAAGCAAGGAUCAGCCGGCCAAGAAGAGAGUCAAGGCUUCGACAACAGUGUCGGCUAAUCCGUCGAAGGCGAAGGUAGACCUUGCUGCGUGGUUGCAACACAGCAAGAGGACCAGCCAGGGCCGUCACCUGCAAAAAGCAGGUAUUCCAUCGCGUGCUCAAACAAAGAGCACCCCCGGGCGUUCUGCUAUAUCUGCUUCGAAGAAUACAACCACGGGUCUUCUUUCUCCUCCAGAAACUCCUUGAAGCAAUUAUACCGGCAGGAAUCGCGAGGCCACAUGGGUAUAGGAAGAGAUAGUCCUCAGGACUGUCUCCUCUUCGAACAUUGAUGUUAAUCUUGUUACGGUUUGAUGAUGUUCGACGCAAUUUCAUAUCGAAGCUUUGUAUAUACUAUUAUCCGAUCACAUCAAUACAUUGAAAUAAACAACGAGGACCAGCCAAGUGUAAAUUUCAUAGAAUAGCCACGGUCUAGACGUUCGGAUGCUUGCUAAUCGCAUUGUCUGCCAACGAUA
Molecule: messenger RNA, 1313 nt
Organism: Paecilomyces variotii
Lineage: Eukaryota; Fungi; Ascomycota; Eurotiomycetes; Eurotiales; Thermoascaceae
Exons: 1
Coding region: 175-1047 (290 amino acids)
Source: RefSeq, a predicted model, not a curated record